AUGGAAUGCAAAAAAAAUAUUGAUACAGUAGCAGAAGUGUGUGAUGGGCUUAAUAUAGUGCUAAAGAGUAUGUCAUACAUGCCAGAGGGUGACACAAUCAUAGAUAAGAAGAGGCCCCAAAGAGUAUCAGACGACUUCCUACCUUUUUUGCAAGUAGACGCAAAUUGUAUAGCAUUUCCACCUGCCCCACAGAAGGCAUCUAUUAUGAGGUCACAUCGACAUCUUUCAGCAGCAUGUUUUGCUACUAGCUCAGGAGUUACAGAGUACCAACUCUCUGAAAUAAAACCACAUACAUCUUCUACCUGUUCUUCCGCUUCUUCAGAUGCUACAGAACUGCUGAUAGAACUGACAGAUGAGAAACUAUCGGAGCUAGAUGUACUGUUGCUUAGAUCAAUGGAAGAAACUGUCAUUCGUGUCACGUUUGUCAUAGAAUCUACUGUUCUAACUGAACCACUUGCAUGGGAACCACAUCUGGAACUGAGAAAUUAUCAUGAAGAAAUUAUAAAUAAGAAAAUCCCCAGAGUAGCUGCUACUAGAUGGAACUAUAACAUUCGUACAGUUUACUUUGUCUAUGAACAUCGUGAGAAACUCAUAGAGGUGUUUGAAGAAAUAGAAGAGAGAUGUAAUAGAGGUGUUACUUUAAAUGAAGCUUCAAGUUUGAGAAGAGCGUUAGAAGAUCAAGAAUUCUUGUUUGGGUUGACAGUAUUCCAUAAAAUAUUUCCGCAUGUUGACAUCCUUUAUAACCAGCUGCAGUCAAGAAAUCAAGAUAGUGUUCAAUUACAAAAGGACUUAGUAAUUUUUGAAAAGAGUACCGACAAUAUAAGAGGUCAAAUUGAUGAUAUUAAAAAAUAUACCGAAACAAAGUUUGAAUCUAAUAAAAGAAGAAGAACUGACGACAGUAUACGAGGGGUCAUUGCCAAAGAAGUGUGCAACAUAAUAACAAUGCAAGUAAAAGAUAGAUUUUUCUUUCGAGAGUGGAUCGAACCUAUGUUCAUGUUCAUGGGAAUUGAAAAAGGAUACGAGGCAAAGGAAUUUAUAGACGAGCUAGUGACGCUGAAUAAUGAAAUUGAAGUUGAAUUAAGGUAUAGUAUCACAGAUAAAAUCAAGUUUGUCACGAAGAACUGCCGCACAAGAAAUGGAGUCUACAAGCACCUAGUCAAAUAA
Messenger RNA from Acanthoscelides obtectus, 1164 nucleotides. Lineage: Eukaryota; Metazoa; Arthropoda; Insecta; Coleoptera; Chrysomelidae. The record is from the annotation of a GenBank genome assembly.